AUGGCUUCAGCGGUAUCUUCUGGAGUGAUCAUGGUUCAGCCAGCGGUUCUCAGCGAUGAAACAACCUACCUCUUUCAUCGGUCCUUCACGCAGCCGCUCAAGCUUGUGGAAAGCUCCAAGGGUCAUGUGCUCACCAUGGGUGACGGCCACAAGAUUCUCGAUGCAUGUGGCGGUGCUGCAGUUGCUUGCAUCGGCCAGGGCAACGAAGAGGUGAUUGCAGCGGCCAUGGAGCAGAUGCGCAAGAUCACCUACACGCAUCCACUAUCCUACACGACGCGGGCAGCAGAAGAUCUGGCACAGGCUUUCCUGGGCGGAAACACUUUUGGCCUGCAGAAGAUGUUUCUUGUUGGCAGCGGCAGUGAGGCCAACGACAUUGCCAUGAAACUGGCCCGACAUUACUUUGUCGAAAAGGGCCAGCCAGAGCGUGUCAACUUUGUUGCAAGGAAGCAGGCGUUCCACGGAAACACCAUUGGUGCGCUGUCGCUAGGCUCCCAUGUGGCCCGUCGCCGGCCAUACCUCCCCAUCACGCUGGAGAGCCGCGUCAGCCACGUAAGCCCUGCGUAUGCGUACCAGUACCAGAAGCCGGAUGAGACAGAGGCUGGCUUUGUGGCGAGGCUGGCCAAGGAGCUGGAGGACGAGUUCCUACGGCUAGGCCCACAGACCGUUGUAGCCUUUGUGGUAGAGACCGUUGGAGGUGCCACCAGCGGCUGUGUCACGGCUCCCGAGGGCUAUUUUGUUGCCGUGAGAGAGAUUUGCGAUAAGUACGGCAUUUUGCUGAUCCUCGACGAGGUCAUGAGCGGUGCCGGGCGGACGGGCACUAUGUUUGCAUUCGAGCAGGAGGGCAUCGUGCCUGACAUCAUGACACUCGGAAAGGGCCUGGGCGGCGGAUAUACCCCAGUUGCAGCUAUCAUUGCCCACAAACGUGUCUGCGACGGGUUCCGGGCAGGACCUUCGCAGGCUUUCAAUCACGGGCAGACAUACCAGGCGCAUCCGCUCUCUGCUGCCAUUGCCACUGCGGUUCAGCGCGUGGUCCGGCGGGACAGCCUGGUGGAUCGCUGUGCCUGUAUGGGACGUCUUCUUGGGGGCCAGUUGAAGGAGACAUUUGCUGACGCCGAAUACGUUGGAGACAUCAGAGGACGUGGACUGUUUUGGGCUCUUGAAUUCGUGCGAGACCGCAAGACGAAAGAGCCAUUGGCACCUUCGCUCAACUUUGCCUACAAGGUGAAUGCGGAGAGUUUCCGGCGCGGCGUCUCGCUUUAUCCCGGAAGCGGGACCGUAGACGGUGUAGUUGGCGACCAUUUGAUGUUUGCCCCAGCGUAUACGAUUACGGAGGAGGAGAUUGCACGCAUAGUUCGGACGGCACGAGAGGGAUAUGACCACAUGGCUGGCCCGGCCGGUCUCUUACUCUCUGUGCUCUUGGCACGCAACGGCCUUAGCCAAAUCCUGUGUGUCGAGCCUCGACUGGAAGUCAUCGCAGCUGGCCAUGCAGAUGGACUGCAUUCCCGUUCCCUGGAGAUGUUUAAGCUACUGGGGCUGUAUGAAGAGCUCAUGAAAGCAUCCACCGAAGUUGGCGAGCGGGCACGAUGGGCUCAAGGAUCAGAGAAAUCCGAGAGCCUUGGCCAGCCCCGAAUGGAGCGAGUCAUGCGUCAAAAGAUCUCGCUGGCUCCCAAUGCGCGGAUGAAGCAGCUAAUUAGCAUUCCCCAGGGCCGGAUCGAGCGGAUCUUGGAGGAAGAUCUGAUGAAACAUGCCAACCAUGCACUCCAGCGCAGUUUUCGGGUUGUCGAUGUGCGCAUAGAUGAGACUUCGGCAAGCUAUCCGGUCUUGGUCACCAUCUGUGAAGAUGCAGGAGUACAAACGCGACAGAUCCAAUGCAAGUUCCUGGUCGGAGCAGAUGGGGCUCACUCUACAGUGCGCCGGUGUAUGGGGGUGGAGAUGGAGGGCGACUCAACCGAGCAUGUCUGGGGCGUGGUGGAUUUUGUUACGGAUACUGAUUUCCCGGAUAUCCGAAGGCUCACGACCGUCCAGAAUAGCGCCGGCAUGGCUAUGGUAAUACCGCGUGAGACCAAUGGUCAGGGCCAAUGGCUGACUCGUUUCUAUGUGGAUAUGAACGACCUGGAGCUGAAGAGGCAGCAUGCGGAUGCAGAGACGAGUACGAUUUUUAUUAAAAACCAGCAGAAGAAGUCACGUAUCACUGUUGAGGACAUUCUGCAGAGACUGGCCGAAAUAUUUGCUCCGUUCCGCAUGAUUAUCAAAAAAGGAACAGAGGUCGAUUGGUCUACUGCCUAUGCGGUUGGGCAACGAGUGGCAUCUGCAUUUAUCCAAGUGGAUGCCAGCAACAUUCCGAGAAUAUUUCUCGUGGGCGAUGCCUGCCAUACACAUAGUCCGAAGCUUGGCCAGGGGAUGAACGUCAGCAUGGCCGACUCCUUCAAUCUGGCCUGGAAGCUCACACACGCGUUGAAUGGCUCGGCUGCUAGCACUAAGAACCUACUGCAGAGCUACGCCUCCGAGCGUCGGCUAAUCGCCCAGCAGCUGAUCGAGCUGGACCGUCGUUGGUACAGCAUACAGUGGGCCGAAAGCGAGCGCAAGAAGCAGCCGGGCUACCAGGACGAGUGUGUCCGGCUGUACCAGGACAUUUCCGGCUUCACCAGCGGCUGCGGCAUUCAGUACGAGGAAUCACUGCUCGUGGUCGUCCAAGCAGGAGAAGCCGUCAUUCACGGCACGGACGAGAAUGACGAGGGUCUUACGCCAAACAGCGGCAUGGUCAAGCCGGGACGACGGCUCCCGAACACCACCGCUCUACGUAUUGCCGAUGGAUGUCUGUGGGAUCUCCACGAUAAUCUGCUGCCUGACGGGGCAGGCUUCAAGAUCUUUGUCUUCUGUGGCCGGGACCUGCUCGACCGGCACAGCCACUCAGCCCAGACCCUCCAGGUCGUGUUCGACCAGGUCAUCCCGGCUUUUCCCCGAGCAUUCUUGGACGCUUUUGUUGUAGCCCCUGAGACGGUCUAUACUCAUGGAGGCUCUUCGAAGCACGUCUCUCCCCUGGCUGAAUAUGAUUUGUGGCCAUUGAUUCCUGCUUGCAUAAAGCGGGAAGCUGAGAUGAGAACGUAUGCUCUGGCACAGACAGGCUAUGAUAUCUACGGCAUCGACAUAGAGAGAGGAGCCGUCGUUGUUGUCCGUCCGGACGGGAUUGUCGGGACUGCUCUGGCUUUGGAUCUUCGAAUCAAUGCCGGACUGAUGAGUUAUCUUCAAGGCAUACUUGCAUAA
This is a messenger RNA of Grosmannia clavigera kw1407, 3264 nucleotides long. RefSeq names its product aminotransferase class 3. The transcript has 5 exons. NCBI's taxonomy places the organism in Eukaryota, Fungi, Ascomycota, Sordariomycetes, Ophiostomatales, Ophiostomataceae. The record is from RefSeq and is a predicted model, not a curated record. Bases 1 to 3264 code for a protein of 1087 amino acids. Gene Ontology annotation, cellular component: cytosol. Gene Ontology annotation, molecular function: FAD binding; transaminase activity; pyridoxal phosphate binding.